Aphanomyces astaci is the source of this 526-nucleotide messenger RNA. RefSeq lists its product as hypothetical. The transcript has a single exon. The coding region runs from base 100 to 390 and encodes 96 amino acids. The record is from RefSeq and is a predicted model, not a curated record. NCBI's taxonomy places the organism in Eukaryota, Oomycota, Saprolegniomycetes, Saprolegniales, Verrucalvaceae. Gene Ontology annotation, biological process: mitochondrial electron transport, ubiquinol to cytochrome c.
GUACAAAUUAACCGAGGUAUCCGAAGAUAGAGGUUCGUCUGGGGAGCGACUUUGGGGCCAUUCAGUCAGGUUUGCCAAGUGACGUCAAUUCGAUUCUCCAUGUUUGCCCGACGACUGAUCAACCCCGCGGCCGUCCGCGCCGCCCAGCGCUCCAUGUCCACGAAGGCGUCCUCCAUUAACGGCAAGGGACCCUUCAACGUCUUGUACAACACGAUCAUGCGCAACAACGUCACGUACGUGUCGGCCGUGAUCGCGGGGACCCUCGUCUUUGAAGUGGUCUACGGCAACGUGACCAGCAGCAUUUGGGAAUCCCUCAACUACGGUCGCUUGUACCACCACAUCGACUGGUCCCAAUUCAAGUCGGACGACGACGAAGAAGAAGAAGAAUAAAUGCUGCCGCCCAUACUAGAUGCCGACACAGAUCUCCUUCCCCUGUCGACGAGGCGGUUGUUCGUCGUCGUGCUAUAGCAGCAGCAGCAACCGUCCGUCGGCCGGAUAACGUGUCAACAUCGAGGUUGUGUCCAUA